This is a messenger RNA of Rotaria socialis, 462 nucleotides long. The record is from the annotation of a GenBank genome assembly. Lineage: Eukaryota; Metazoa; Rotifera; Eurotatoria; Philodinida; Philodinidae.
AUGCCGUUUCCUGUCGUAAAUCGAGAACAUAUUUUAUCUAGUAUGACCAUCAAUAUCACUGAAGCCAUGUUGGAUGUUAUUUUAGAUUUUCAGCCAAAUUCCACUCUUGAUAUUGGAUCAUGGACGGAAAUCGUUUAUCUCCAUAAUACCAAUAAAGAUAAGAAUACUGCCUAUGCUUUUCCUGAUAUUGCAUUUGAUAUUGUACCAGGUAUUUCAUGGAAGAAUCCUGAUUAUGAUCCUUAUGCGAGACAAAUGAGCGAAAAAUUCCUUGAGAAGUUAAUAGAUGCAGCAGCACCUACAAAAAGUAUUGUUGGAGCAUACAUUAAUCAUAUUGAUCCAUAUUUACGAGACUGGCAAACAAUGUAUUAUCGUAAUAAUUGGGAUCGUCUUCGAGAUGUUCAAACAAAAUGGGAUCCAACAUGGUAUUUUCGGUUUCCACGGGGUAUUCCACCUCGAAAAUAA